CCCGUCCAAUUUUAUCAACAUUUGGACCACCAUGUCGGAGAAUAUGUGGCAACUGUAGACGCUGCAAAGGUUGAGAGGCAACCCAGGCAAAAGGCAAGACCGUUAUGUUAUGGAUACGAUAGCGAGCCAUCGGGUGAAUGAGUUCUCCGGGAGGAAGAGGCAGCAGAAAGAAGCGAGGCCCUGCAGGGUCCCCGCCCGACGGAGGGGCCACCUGCGACCAGGUGUCACUACAUAAACGAAAUUUGUAUUACUUCUCAUACCCACUGCUGGCAUUGUUUGCAGUGCUCCGUGUCCUCGUGUUGCAUUUUGGCGAACUCUUCGUCUGGCUGUGCGAGCGGAUGUCUCGUUCUAUGGCUGCGAGACCCAAACAACGGGCAGCAGAUGAGCAUGCGAACAAGGUGUGCGAGCAGGACAUCGGCGAGCAGAUCCGAAACCACCACAAACAAGCAUUCGAGUACAUCUCAGUGGCUCUGAGAAUUGACGAGGAUGACAAAGUGCACAAGGAACAGGCAGUCCAGUGGUACAAACGCGGAAUCGCGGAGCUCGAGAGGGGCAUCGCGAUCGAGGUAGCUGAAAACGGCGAGAAAUAUGAACGUGAUAAACGUCUACAGGCCAAGAUGAUCACCAAUCUGAUCAUGGCAAAGGAUCGCCUGGAGCUUUUAGAAAAGCUGCGUUCAGGGCCAGCUCAGAGAGACAUCUAUGCAGAGAGCUCAAACCAGUCAUACCAUAACGGUUAUCUACGCUCAGUAAGUGGAGCCGUACCCAAAAAGAGGGACUCCCUGACUACUCACUCCAGUCACUCCCUCCCACGACCAAAGCAUACGCCAAAAAAAACCUUGCCGGCAGGCCACGGGGGCCUCCAGCGCUCCCCCAGCUUCAUUGGGCCCUCCAGCAGUCACACACAGCACAGACUGGUCCCCCAGUCCAACAGAAACAAGAGUAAAACAGGCAACCGGCAAAACUGUAAACCCACCACCACUCCCACAUCCAUGUCCCCACUGAAGAAGAGGGAUAUGAAGAACUUGAAGAAUGUGGACAGCAAGCUUGCCAACCUCAUCCUCAGCGAGAUCAUAGACAGUGGCUCAUCUGUGAGGUUUGAGGACGUUGCUGGCCAGGAGCUGGCUAAGCAGGCCCUACAGGAAAUAGUCAUCCUGCCUGCACUAAGGCCAGAGUUGUUUACAGGCUUGAGGGCUCCAGCACGAGGCCUUCUGCUCUUCGGUCCUCCUGGCAAUGGAAAGACGAUGCUGGCUAAAGCAGUGGCCAUGGAGUCCAACGCCACAUUCUUCAACAUAAGUGCAGCCAGCUUGACCUCGAAAUAUGUGGGGGAGGGAGAGAAGCUGGUGCGAGCUCUGUUUGCCGUCGCUAGAGAACUGCAACCCUCGAUCAUCUUCAUAGAUGAGAUCGACAGUCUACUCUGUGAAAGGAGAGAGGGAGAGCAUGAUGCCAGCAGACGACUGAAGACAGAGUUCUUGAUUGAAUUUGAUGGCGUGCAAUCUGGUGGGGAUGAACGGGUGUUGGUGAUGGGAGCCACCAACAGGCCUCAGGAGCUGGACGAGGCUGUUCUUAGGCGAUUUGCAAAACGGGUGUACGUGGCUUUACCAACAGAAGACACCCGGCUAAAACUGGUCAAGAACCUUUUAGGGAAGCAUGGGAAUCCUCUCACACAGAAAGAACUGUCCCAGCUUGCCAGAAUGACAGAAGGCUACUCUGGCAGUGACCUGACCUCGCUGGCCAAAGAUGCGUCCCUCGGUCCCAUCCGAGAGUUGCGUCCAGAACAAGUCAGGAACAUGGCCGCAAACGAGGUGAGGAAUAUCAGGUUCUCUGAUUUCGUGGAGUCACUGAAGAAGAUCAAAAAGAGUGUCGGACCACAGACGCUGGACCUGUAUGUGCGCUGGAAUAAGGACUAUGGGGACACCACGGGUGCAUGAGACAAGAGGGGACACACAUGUAGCCUCUGUCCUAACCCUGAACCGCCAUUGAGGCAGUGGAUUGAAAAGUGUUUUAAACAGAGAUUUUUUUUUUUCAUUAUUGUUUUUAACUCUAAGGUCAUAGGACUGUUCGAAUAAACUAUUUAUUGUGUGUUAUGAUACGGCUGUUGUCUUCCAAACUAUUAUAGUCAGUGAUUUUAUAAAUAAAUACAUAUAAAUGUCCUUCAAUUUGAAAUUAUUCAUAAAAACGGUACCUUGAGAUAAGGCACAUAUACAAUGCAUUCGGAAAGUAUUCAGACCCCUUGACUUUUUCCACCUUUUGUUGCGUUACAGCUUUUUUAUUUUAUUAUUCCCUCGUCAAUCUAAACACAAUGCCCCAUGAUGACAAAGUAAAACAUGUUUUUAGAAAUGUUUGCUAAUUUAUAAAAAUAAAGUAAAAAUAUAACAUUUACAUAAGUAUUCAGACCCUUUGUUGAAGCACCUUUGGCAGCGAUUACAGCCUCGUGUCUUUGGUAUGACGCUACAAGCUUGGCACACCUGUAUUUGGGUUAGUUUCUCCAAUUCUUCUCUGCAGAUCCUCUCAAGCUCUGUCAUGUUGGAUGGGGAGCGUCACUGCACAGCUUUUUCAGGUCUCCAGAGAUGUUCGAUCGGGUUCAAGUCCAGGCUCUGACUGGGCCACUCUAGGACAUUCAGAGACUUGUCCCGAAGCCACUCCUGCAUUGUCUUGGCUGUGUUCUUAGGGUCUUUGUCCUGUUGGAAGGUGAACCUUCACUCCAGUCUGGUGCCAGGUUUCCUCCAGACAUGAUGCUUAGCAAUCAGGCUAAAUCGUUCAAUCUAGGUUUCAUCAGACCAGAAAAUCUUUUGGCAAACUCCAAGCAGGCAGUCAUGUGCCUUUUACUGAGAAGUGACUUCAGUGCUGUAGAGAUGGUUUUCCUUCUGGAAGGUUCUCCCAUCUCCACAGAGGAGCUCUGUCAGAGUGACCAUCGGUUUCUUGGCCACCUCCCUGACCAAGGUCCUUCUCCCCCGUUUGGCCAGGCAACCAGCUCUAUGAAGAGUCUUGGUGGUUCCAAACUUCUUCCAUUAAAGAAUUCAUGGAGGCCACUGUGUUCUUGCUGUUCUUGCUUCAAUGCUUUUUGGUACCCUUCCCCAGAUCUGUGUCUCGACACAAUUCUGUCUCGGAGCUCUAUGAACAACCUCAUAGCUUGGUUUUUGCUCUGACAUACAAUGUCAACUGUGGGACCUUAUAUACAGUAGACAGGUAGGUGUGAGCCUUGCCAAAUCAUAAUUUCCAAUCAAUUGAAUUUAACACAGGUGGACUCCAAUCAAGUUGUAGAAAUAUCAAGGACGAUCAAUGGAAACAGGAUGCACCUGAGCUCAAUUUCGAGUCUAAUAGCAAAGGGUCUGAAUACUUAUGUAAAUAAGGUAUCUUUUUUUAUUUGGAAUACAUUUUCACAAAAAUAUAUUUAAUUUUGUCAUUAUGGGGUAUUGUGUGUAGAUUGAUGAAAAAUGUGUAUUUGCUCAAUUUUAGCAUAAGGAUGUAAUUUUAACAAAAUGUGGGAAAAGUCAAGAGCUCUGAAUACUUUUGAAUGCACUGUACAUAAUGUUUGUGUGUAACGUCCCUCCAACAAGAGAGGCCUUAGUCGUGUGCGUGGGUCUGUGCCUUUUUGUUUUUUGUUUUUCAAAACAAAAUGGUGCUUCUUCCCUUUUCUCUGGCCAUUCACCUUAGUGACAGCAGCCCUUACAAAGAAAAUAUUGACGUUUUGAAACUGCUGUAAAAGUGCAGUAACUGCAAUCGCCUGGUAUUUUUGAUGGAGUAAUUGCUGAAUGCAGUUAUUCUGCACUCUAACUGCAGGUACACUGCAAAAUUACUGCAGUAAAAAAAAAGUGUUAUUUUGGAUGCAGUAUUUGCAGCAUACUGCAGUUAUACUGCAAAUGUUUUUCUUAAGGGAGGGUUUUUAAAAUGAACACUGCCUUUUUACUGAGACGCAUUGGAAUACUGUGCCAACAUACUUGCAAUCAAGACUCCAAUUCAAUCAAUGACAAAUCUGGACACUACAAUGUGGCUUCUCUCAGAAUGUUAACACUGUCACAGGUGUGGUUUGGCAUCGAUAUAGAACAAUGUCUGUGAAAACCGCUCAUUGGGGUGUUGAUUUAAACUUGAUCCACACUUCCGAUAUAGAAAAGAAAAUCUGAAUUAAACCCCAAUGCAGUUUAACUUUCUCUGCAACUGAUUUAAAAGGGGUCUUGUGUUUCCUUUAGGUAAACCAGCUUAAACUGUUUUGAGUAGCUUCCCACUGGGGCCACACUGGUUGAAUCAACGUUGUUUCCACGUCAGUUCAAUGAAAUUACAUUGAACCAGAGUGGAAUAGACAUUGAAUUGACGUCUGUGACCAGUGGGCUACUUUUACGAUGUCAAACAUAAAUCAGGGCUUUUGUAAUGCAUUUGUGUAAAAUAUGACAGGAUACUCCCUCCCACUUUACAAAGUAUGUGUUUCUGUGUGUAGAAGGAUUUGCUAUGAAUGAUUCUAGCUUUAUAGUAUCUUGUGUAAGAUAUGUUGCAACCAGUUGCUUAGUUAACUUUUUUUACAAUGCUUGUUCCGCUUGAUAGUUAGAGACCUCACCACUGUAUUAUUUGUUGCUUGUUUACACAAAUACUUCAUUGCUACAUUUGGACUUCAUGGUUUCAAGUGAAUCGCCUAUUCCCCUCCGACUCACCUCUGGACCUCGAAACCAGUUCCACUGCUUUUUUUUCAUUGUUCCCCUCUAAUCAGGGACUGAUUUUAGACCUGCGAAACCAGGUGUGUGCAAUUAAUUAUAAAGUAGAACAGAACCAGCAGGCUCUGGAUCUUGUAGGAUAAGAGUUGAAUACCCCUGCCCUACUCUUUGAACGUCAUGCUGUUGUCCCACUCCAAACCAAGAGGGGGCAGCAAAAGUUAGAUGGUGUGUAUAUUAGACUAUUUGAGACAUCGGAAUUGUGAAUGCUUAUUUAUUCAAGGCAACAUUUUGCAGACAUUUGCCCUGUACAUGCUCAGGUUGUACAACUGAUAUAGCUUACAACAAAUUUGUCAUGAUUGUGUGAAACCUGGGUUUCAGACAAACUUGUAAAAAAAUAACAAACCUUGUGUCAAAUGUGUUGUACAACAUGAGUGUUUACAGGGCCAUUGUGACUUCGAGUGAUUUGGGUUUCCAUGCUCUCAAAGUCUUAAAAAAAUGAAAUGAAUAAGGACCUCAUACAUGUCACACAUACAGGACCUCAUAUUUAGAAAUGCGUCAACCACAGCAAUGCGUUACACGUCGCUGAACGAUAUUACUAUUUGAAGUUAUGUGUCAACUAUAAAUGAAUGUUUCUUCAAUAGCAGUUUGGAAAUGUAAAGCUGGAGUGUCUGUAGGACUUAUUGCCUCUGUUUUUUUAAAGGAAUUAUUUAUUGAA
This is a messenger RNA of Oncorhynchus keta (chum salmon), 5358 nucleotides long. Its product is annotated as spastin-like. The record is from RefSeq and is a predicted model, not a curated record. The coding region runs from base 138 to 1928 and encodes 596 amino acids. Gene Ontology annotation, cellular component: microtubule cytoskeleton. NCBI's taxonomy places the organism in Eukaryota, Metazoa, Chordata, Actinopteri, Salmoniformes, Salmonidae. The transcript has 17 exons. Gene Ontology annotation, molecular function: ATP binding; ATP hydrolysis activity; microtubule severing ATPase activity.